This is a messenger RNA of Populus euphratica (Euphrates poplar), 1127 nucleotides long. RefSeq names its product dephospho-CoA kinase family (gene ATCOAE). Gene Ontology annotation, biological process: coenzyme A biosynthetic process. NCBI's taxonomy places the organism in Eukaryota, Viridiplantae, Streptophyta, Magnoliopsida, Malpighiales, Salicaceae. Gene Ontology annotation, molecular function: ATP binding; dephospho-CoA kinase activity. The record is from RefSeq and is a predicted model, not a curated record. The transcript is spliced from 4 exons. The coding region runs from base 302 to 1000 and encodes 232 amino acids.
UAUAAGGACGAAAAUGAAGUUUACCCUCCUUCCUAUUAAAAGCGAAAAAGCCCUCUCAGACUCUCCCAAGGUCCGGCGACCGUAACUCGGGCUUCGUGUCUGAUCUCGCUACUGUGUUCCUCAAUAUUGGCUAAACCCUCGAAGCAUCCCACUCCUCUCCCUCAUCCUCCUCCACUCCAAAGUGGAACCACAUUCUUGCGCGACCUAAACGAUGCCACUUAAUUAAUUACAUAUAUCUACCUAUCUGUGCAGGCAUAAGGACAGGAAGAUCAGUGACAUUACGAAAAUAGAGUGAGUGGAAAUGAGGAUAGUGGGAUUGACAGGCGGAAUCUCGUCGGGAAAGAGUACUGUCUCUAAUCUUUUCAAGUCCCAUGACAUUCCUGUCGUUGACGCUGAUAUAGUUGCUAGGGAUGUACUGAAGAAAGGUGCAGGUGGAUAUAAGAGGGUAGUUGCAGCGUUUGGAGAGGACAUAUUGCAAGCUAACGGGGAAGUUGAUAGGCCAAAACUGGGCCAGAUUGUGUUCUCCGACCCUGGGAAGCGCCAGCUUCUCAAUAGGCUUUUGGCUCCUUUUAUAUCCUCUGGCAUCUUUUGGGAAAUUAUAAAGUUGUGGUUGAAGGGUUGUAAGGUAAUUGUCCUAGACAUUCCUUUGUUGUUUGAAGCCAAGAUGGAUAAGUGGACAAAACCCAUUAUUGUUGUUUGGGUUGACACUGAAACUCAGCUUCGGCGACUCAUGGCAAGAGAUAGAAUCAAUGAGGAGGAUGCCAGAAACAGAACAAAUGCUCAGAUGGCCCUGGAUUUGAAAAGGUCCAAGGCUGACAUUGUCAUUGAUAACUCUGGCACCUUAGAAGACCUGGAGGAACAGUUUCAGAAGGUAUUAGUCCAGGUUACAAAGCCUUUGACGUGGACUGAAUUUUGGCUUUCAAGACAGGGAGCCUUCGCGGCUCUUGCGUCCAUUAUUAUCGGAGUUGUUGUUGGCAAAAAUGUUCUUAGCAAAUUAUAGUCGAAAUUCUUAAUUUCUAUUGCCUGACAUUUGCCAUGUGUUGCCCCCCUGAAAAAUAGAUUUGGUUUUGUUUAGAAAUAUAUUUAUAUAAUGGAGAUACGCACGGGUUAGUGCUUUUUAUCCUUAA